Cynocephalus volans (Philippine flying lemur) is the source of this 1377-nucleotide messenger RNA. RefSeq names its product hydroxysteroid 11-beta dehydrogenase 1 (gene HSD11B1). Gene Ontology annotation, biological process: steroid catabolic process. The transcript has 7 exons. Gene Ontology annotation, molecular function: 11-beta-hydroxysteroid dehydrogenase (NADP+) activity; steroid binding. Gene Ontology annotation, cellular component: intracellular membrane-bounded organelle; endoplasmic reticulum membrane. Bases 144 to 1022 code for a protein of 292 amino acids. Lineage: Eukaryota; Metazoa; Chordata; Mammalia; Dermoptera; Cynocephalidae. The record is from RefSeq and is a predicted model, not a curated record.
ACACAGGAAGAGAGAGAUGAAACAGAAGGAAAGGCAGAGGAGGAAGGAGAGAGAGAAGAGAAGCAAAAGGGAAAAGGAGAUCAAUAAAAAGAAGUCAAACUUGUUUGAAACCUCAAGGGCUCCUCGGGCCAGGUCCCUGCCUGAUGGCUUUUAUGAAAAAAUAUCUCCUCCCCACUCUGGGGCUCUUCUUGGCCUACUACUACUAUUCUGCAAACAAGGAAUUCAGACCAGAGAUGCUUCAAGGAAAGAAAGUGAUUGUCACAGGGGCCAGCAAAGGGAUCGGAAAAGAGAUGGCUUAUCAUCUGGCAAGGAUGGGAGCCCAUGUGGUGUUGACAGCAAGGUCAAAAGAAAGUCUACAGAAGGUAGUAUCCCACUGCCUGGAGCUUGGGGCAGCCUCGGCACACUACAUUGCUGGCACCAUGGAAGACAUGACCUUCGCAGAGCAAUUUGUCACCAAAGCAGGAGAGCUCAUGGGGGGACUAGACAUGCUCAUUCUCAACCACAUCACCAAAUCUUCUAUGAAUUUUUUUCAAAAUGACAUUGACUAUGUGCGCAAAAUCAUGGAGGUGAAUUUCCUCAGUUACGUGGUCCUGAGUUCAGCUGCCCUGCCCAUGCUGAAGCAGCACAACGGAAGCAUAGUCAUCGUCUCCUCGUUGGCCGGGAAACUGGCUCACCCACUGGUUGCUCCCUAUUCUGCAAGCAAGUUUGCUCUGGAUGGAUUCUUCUCCUCCAUCAGGAAGGAAUACUCAAUGGCCAAAGUCAAUGUGUCAAUCACUCUCUGUGUCCUUGGCCUCGUAAACACAGGCACAGCCGUUAACGCAGUUUCUGGGGUAAUGAAUUUGCCUGCAGCUCCAAAGGAGGAAUGUGCCCUGGAGAUCAUCAAAGGCGGAGCACUGCGCCAAGAGGAAGUACAUUAUGACAGCUCACUCUGGACCACUCUUCUACUAGAAAAUCCAGGCAGGAGGAUCUUGGAAUUUAUCUACUUAAGGAAAUAUAACAUGGACAAAUUCAUAAACAACUAGGAACUCCCUUAGGGUUGGGCAUGGUGAGAGGUCUAGUGACUGUUCUGCCUGGCAUUUAUCUGAUCUGCAUCCAUGAAAGCAUCUUCCCAGAGAAAUAACUAGAGUGUCCCCAGAGAUAUGCAAGUCAUCGGUCACAUCUCACAAUUUGAAGGAGUUCCUCUAACACUUGCACAGUGGAAAUGUAAUUAUAAUGAAUUGUCAUAAACCAAUGCAGCCUACAGUUGCAAAAUUGAUAGUAGAUAUAGGUAUAAUUACAACAUGAUUGUAUCAAAUUUACCUCAUAUAUAAUAAUAUAAUGAAGCUUAAUAUAAUAUUACUUAUAAUAAAGGUCACAUAAACUGUAUAAAUUCAUAAC